Molecule: messenger RNA, 138 nt
Organism: Gongylonema pulchrum
Lineage: Eukaryota; Metazoa; Nematoda; Chromadorea; Rhabditida; Gongylonematidae
Source: the annotation of a GenBank genome assembly
AUGCCCUCGCUGGAUGGCUUUACCAGUUUAGUUGCAGGUUUUGUUGAUUUCGAGGAAAUGGAUCGGAUGGUGGCUGAUCGAAGUGAUGGAAUUGAUUUAGCUUUCGAACGAGGCAAAGGUGUGCUAGUACUAUCUUAA